Molecule: messenger RNA, 2758 nt
Organism: Leopardus geoffroyi (Geoffroy's cat)
Lineage: Eukaryota; Metazoa; Chordata; Mammalia; Carnivora; Felidae
Gene: FGFR1OP2
Product: FGFR1 oncogene partner 2
Exons: 7
Coding region: 124-885 (253 amino acids)
Biological process (GO): response to wounding
Source: RefSeq, a predicted model, not a curated record
GGCUGAGCUCCGCUGACCUCUCCAGCCGCAUCUCCACUGAUGGUCUCUGCUGGGUCCUGAGUCUGCUCGCUGAAGAAGGUGAACAGACGAGCGGAGUCUCUUCCCUUGGGUAUUCCUUUAGAAAUGAGUUGCACAAUUGAGAAGGCACUUGCUGAUGCUAAAGCUCUUGUUGAAAGAUUGAGAGAUCAUGAUGAUGCAGCAGAAUCUCUGAUUGAGCAAACCACAGCUCUUAACAAGCGGGUAGAAGCAAUGAAGCAGUAUCAGGAAGAAAUUCAAGAACUUAAUGAAGUUGCAAGGCAUCGGCCACGGUCCACAUUAGUUAUGGGAAUCCAGCAAGAAAACAGACAAAUCAGAGAAUUGCAACAAGAGAACAAAGAAUUGCGUACAUCUCUGGAAGAACAUCAGUCUGCCUUGGAACUUAUAAUGAGCAAGUAUCGAGAGCAAAUGUUUAGACUGCUAAUGGCUAGCAAAAAAGAUGAUCCAGGUAUAAUAACGAAGUUAAAAGAGCAGCACUCCAAGAUUGACAUGGUACAUCGUAACAGCUCCGAAGGAUUCUUCCUUGAUGCAUCUCGACACAUCUUUGAAGCAUCUCAACAUGGACUGGAGAGGAGGCACUUGGAAGCAAAUCAGAAUGAAUUACAAGCACAUGUUGAUCAGAUAACAGAAAUGGCAGCAGUAAUGAGGAAAGCCAUUGAAAUUGAUGAGCAACAGGGCUGCAAGGAACAGGAACGAAUAUUUCAACUUGAACAAGAAAACAAAGGCUUAAGAGAGAUCCUGCAAAUAACUCGAGAAUCAUUUCUGAACCUUAGGAAAGAUGAUGUGUCUGAAAGUUCAUCUUUGUCAGCAUUAGUGACCAAUAGUGACCUGAGUCUGAGGAAGAGCUGAAGAGCCUGUAAGUCUGUGAGCUUCCUGCAAGGCUCCAAAUGGUCACUGGGACUGGCCUACUGACAUGAAUGAAUUAACAGAAAAAUCCAUCUCAAGCAACCCUUUAUUUUUUUUCUAUAGUAUGUACAGUGCACUGGCAAUGACAUUCUUACGCUGGCAAAAAUGCAGAAUUAAUGGUUGUAGAUUUUAUUCCAAAAUAUAAUUAAAAAAUAGAAACUUUGUUAAUUGGGGAACAAACUAAAGAUUUUUUGAGUGACUGCUGAACCUAAUAGCAGUACUGUUGCUAUUCUGGCUGAUACUUGGAUAAACAUGAAUAUUCCCAAUAAAUGUUUGGGAAUUCAUAACAUUAUCCAAAUUUUAAAAUACACAUCUUGGCACAGUUUUGUGAAUGGAAGACUGUCAUAUUAAAUGUUAUUUCUCCUCCCUGUUUGGUGUCAGAGUUAACAAAUAGCUUAUGUACUGUGAGAUUUCAGCUUUAAUGGUUGCCUGUCUACCUUCCCAUUACUGUAAAUUUUGGUCAAAGAAAAUUCAGUUUGCAAGACUGUAGGAAUGUUUCAAAUGCACCAUAAACAAAAGUUAAUUUAAUUUUAGCUGAUUUGCCAUAAUUAAAAUACUCCACUAACAAUUAUCCAUAGGUUUAAGUAUAUGAAAUAUCAUUUCAGGAAUGAAAGAGAAAGAAUAUUACUUUCUAAGAAAGAUCUUAUAAGAGACAUAUUAGUAGGUUAAACUACUCCUUUGAGAGAUUCAAGUUUUGGUUCUAAAUAAUGAAGAUGAGAUUUUUCUCUUCUCUGGUUGAUCUUUAAGGAUAUUAGGUAGUUCUUUUAGCUAACAGAGUUGCAGUGUUUGAUAUAGCAAGCUAGGUAUGGUAAUGUCAAAGUAAAUUGGGGAUUCCUCUGCCUCAUUGAACCCUUUUUUAAAAGUAUUCUUAAGAAAUACAGAAAGUAAAUUAAAAUUUCAAAAUAAAAUUUGUUUUCUGGUCCUCAUAACCUGUAAGAUUUUUCUUAUACUCUAUCAGUCAAAGGGUGGGGGUGGGGGUGAGAGGAAAUCUGUAGAUUCAUAAGUAUUUGUUUUUUGUGUGUUUUUUUUUUUUUUUUUUUUUUUUUACAAAAUCUAUAUCCAGUAUGUAAAUUUUUAAAAGCCACUAGAAAAAGAAAUGUACUUUAACAUCAAUUGAAAUCUAAAUUUUUCUUAUUUUAUGAUUAUAGAAGGAUAAAAAUAUCAAAUAUGAUUAAAUAUACUAAUUUAUAUUAAAAUUAGCACAAUAGAAAAUUCUACUUUUGGGUAUGUAAUUUGUUAAAGAAAUAUUCACAUGGUAGCUUUUGUGUAUAAUUUCAUAUAUUGGUAAAAUUCAAAGCUACUUUUCACUUUGGAAUUUUUGUAUAUUAAGUUUGGAGUAAGUGGGGCUGAUGUGGCUGAUUGAAAAGGGCUAAUGGCCCAAACACUGAAUAGAUUCCUUUUUUCAGAGGCCUUAAUUGAUAUUUUAUAAAUGACAGUUUUUAUUUUUAACCUUUUCUAUUGGUUUGGGGUAAAGAAUAUAUUAAUUUGGUGGCACAUUCAUUCAUACAGUUUUUAUCCCAAGUCAGAAUUAAAAAAAAUACACAGUUGAGAUGAAGUCUGAGGCAAUUCAUUGAGGCAGCUCUAUUAUAAAAUGUUUCUUGAUAACUAUUUUUUUAUAAACAAGUUAAUUUAUUCUUGGUCUUCUUACUUGGAUAUCAUUUUAAGAUCUUGGCGUUCAAAGACAUUUACUUUGUUACAUAGCAACAGUUUUCCAUCCAUAUAUUUUUUGUUUUUAAGCAGAACCUUAAAUUUAUGUCUGAGAGUGUAUACUGCAUAGGAGCCUAUUUUAUCAAUAAAGAUGAGUGGUUGAAAUUGA